AUGCAAACAACAACUACUACAACAGACCCAAUACGUAAGCGAUUUGAUAGCGACAGUGAAGCAAGAUUUCUAUUAACACCAGGACAGAGCAUUACUCUAUCGGUUGACAGUGGAUCUGUUUUUUACAAUGGUUGGCAGCUACCAGAAACAGGACAAGUUGUUUUUCGUGAUAAAGACUUUACCCUUAUGUCAUACAAAGACAGUUAUACAUUGAAAUUCAUGGGAAAGCUUCCGAGAUUUUAUGCUGCAAAAAGAAUACCUCAAGAGUCUGUUCCUGCAUACGAUUUAAUCAGUCAAAAAUCAGUUGUUGCUGUUUGUGGACCACCACUCUCAGGAAAAACUACUGCUUGCCAAACAAUUAUCAACUCAGCUCUUCAUGGAGUUCCACAACAUCCUAAAGAAAAGCCAAUUCCUAUUUACGUAAAUCUUGACCCUGCCCAGGCUCCAUUUUGCCCUCCUGGAUCAAUUGGUGCCCUUCCAAUUACAAAACCUAUCGAUAAUACCGGAUUUAAGAUUGAAAAUCCACUCACAUAUUUCUUUGGACAUACAGAAAUAGACGAAGCUCAUCGUGAUCGCUACACAGAUCUUGUUCACGAACUUGCAACGUAUGUUAAACAAAGAAGACAAGCUAUCUCUCAAUCUGAUGGUGGAGUAGUCAUAGAUUUACCUUCUCCUACUAAUGAGCACGUUCUUCCAGGAAUUGCUCAAGCAAUUAAAGAUUUCGAAGUUACACACAUUGUUUGCAUCGGAGACGAUCGUCUUGUUGCAACAUUUCAACGUUCGUUCCCUUGGAUAAGCGUUUGGGGAAUGCCAGCUUUAGGUGCUGCUCAUGAUGACGAAAUUUCUAUAAGAACCGCUCAAAGAAGCCUCGAUACAAAGAGAUAUUUCGAUGGUGAUGAUUCUGCUGAUCUUGUUUCGAUGACUUACAGAUUUACAAAUAGAGAUGACUUCAAAUUAUACAAAGUUGACAAAAGAGAGCCCGAGGAAGUGCCAAUAUCAACUUCUUUGAUGGCUUCUGUGGUAGCAAUUGUACAAAGACCACAUGUUUCGAAUGAAUUAUGGAAACAAAAUGUUUUGGGAUAUUUAACAAUUACUAAGGUCCAAAAUGAAGAUAAUAUUGAAGUUUUGAAGCCAAAGCAACCAUUGCCUAAUAAUGUACAAUUCAUUAUUGGUUCAAUCAAAUAUUUUAUCAAAUAA
Molecule: messenger RNA, 1197 nt
Organism: Trichomonas vaginalis G3
Lineage: Eukaryota; Parabasalia; Trichomonadida; Trichomonadidae
Product: mRNA 3'-end processing
Exons: 1
Coding region: 1-1197 (398 amino acids)
Biological process (GO): tRNA splicing, via endonucleolytic cleavage and ligation
Cellular component (GO): nucleus
Molecular function (GO): polynucleotide 5'-hydroxyl-kinase activity
Source: RefSeq, a predicted model, not a curated record